AUGUGGCGGGAUAGUAGUAGUAGUAGUAGUAGUAGUAGUAGUAGUAGUAGUAGUAGUAGUAGUAGUAGUAGUAGUAGUAGUAGUAGUAGUAGUAGUAGUAGUAGUAGUAGUAGUAGUAGUAGUAGUAGUAGUAGUAGUAGUAGUAGUAGUAGUAGUAGUAGUAGUAGUAGUAGUAGUAGUAGUAGUAGUAGUAGUAGUAGUAGUAGUAGUAGUAGUAGUAGUAGUAGUAGUAAGGGAUACCGUCGACACAAGUUGGUGGCAAAAUUAAAAAAACGAAAGCGUAUAAACCUCAAUAUAUGUAAAUGUACUCCGCACUACUCUCUUUUCAUAUGA
Molecule: messenger RNA, 333 nt
Organism: Trichobilharzia szidati
Lineage: Eukaryota; Metazoa; Platyhelminthes; Trematoda; Strigeidida; Schistosomatidae
Source: the annotation of a GenBank genome assembly